CCUCGGAGCCGGCUGGGAGGCGGUGGGACCCUCCCCCGGGCGAAGGGCGGACUCCUGAACUAGCGCGCCCGCGAGACCCGGUGCCCGCAGUCACAAGAUGGCACCGACCGCAGGUCCUGGGUCCAAAAAGGGUAUUCUGGAACGCCUGGACAGCGGGGAGGUUGUGGUUGGAGAUGGCAGCUUUCUCCUAACUCUGGAGAAGAGGGGCUAUGUGAAGGCUGGGCUCUGGACUCCAGAAGUAGUAGUUGAACAUCCAGCAGCAGUUCAUCAGCUUCACAUGGAAUUCUUGAGAGCAGGAGCAAAUGUCAUGCAGACUUUCACUUUUUCUGCCAGUGAGGACAGUAUGGAAAAGUGGGAAGAUGUAAAUGCUGUUGCCUGUGACCUUGCUAGAGAAGUGGCUGACAAAGGUGAUGCUUUGGUAGCAGCAGGAAUCUGCCACACAUCAACAUACAAACAACUCAAGGAUGAAGCUAGGAUUAAAAAACUUUUCCAACUCCAGCUACAAGUCUUUAUCGGGAAAAAUGUGGACUUCUUGAUUGCAGAGUAUUUUGAGUAUGCUGAAGAAGCUGUGUGGGCUGUGGAAGUCUUAAAAGGAUCAGGGAAACCAGUGGCAGCGACCAUGUGCAUCGGCCCAGAGGGAGAUCUGCACGGCGUGACACCUGGAGAAUGCGCUGUGAAGCUGGUGAAGGCAGGGGCUUCAAUUGUUGGGGUCAACUGCCGCUUUGGGCCCAGUACGAGUUUGAAGACAAUGGAGCUGAUGAAGGAAGGCCUGCAGGCUGCAGGGUUGAAAGCACACCUUAUGGUGCAGUCCUUGGGCUUCCACACACCUGACUGCAACAAGGGAGGAUUUGUGGAUCUCCCUGAAUAUCCCUUUGCACUGGAGCCUAGAGUUGCAACCAGAUGGGAUAUUCAUAAAUAUGCCAGAGAAGCCUACAACCUGGGGAUCCGGUACAUUGGCGGGUGCUGCGGAUUUGAGCCCUACCACAUCCGGGCUAUUGCAGAGGAGUUGGCCCCUGAAAGGGGAUUUUUGCCACCAGCUUCAGAAAAGCAUGGCAGCUGGGGAAGUGGUUUGGACAUGCAUACCAAACCAUGGAUUAGAGCCAGGGCCAAAAGGGAGUACUGGGAGAAGCUGCUGCCAGCAUCAGGCAGACCUUUCUGUCCUUCACUGUCAAAACCAGAUGCCUAAGGAGUAAUAAAAGGAAACGCUGAGAGCCCUCACCUGGUGGCGCAGUGGGUUAAAGCACAGCACUGAGAAUCCAAAGCCGC
Messenger RNA from Condylura cristata (star-nosed mole), 1266 nucleotides. RefSeq names its product betaine--homocysteine S-methyltransferase 2 (gene BHMT2). Lineage: Eukaryota; Metazoa; Chordata; Mammalia; Eulipotyphla; Talpidae. The transcript has 8 exons. Gene Ontology annotation, molecular function: betaine-homocysteine S-methyltransferase activity; zinc ion binding. The record is from RefSeq and is a predicted model, not a curated record. Bases 98 to 1186 code for a protein of 362 amino acids.